AUGGUUGAAGGUGAAAAUGUUGAAGUUGCCGUCGACGUUCCGGCCUCCGGUAGCAUCGAGGAGGCUGCCAAACCCGCCGCGAUCAAGAAGACCAAAUCGGCCAAAGAACCUCGGAAGGCAACCGCCAAGUCCGGCAAGGACUCUUCGCAGGAAGUGCAGCCCUCGACGAGCGCCAUGAUUGUAGCAGCGAUCAAGGCCCUCAAGGAUCGUAAGGGUACCUCGCUCCAGGGCAUCAAGAAGUAUAUGGCCGUUGAGUUCAAGCUGGAUGUCGUCCGGAAAGCCAUUUACAUCCGGAAGGCGUUGCUGAAGGCCGUCGAAGCCGGUCAGCUGAUUCGGGUAAAGGGUGUCGGAGCUCACGGUUCUUUCAAGUUAGCCGAGACUACCAAGAAAGAAGCCCCGAAACCGAAGAAGACUACGAAAACCGUAAAGAAAGCGAGCGAGAAACAAAAGCAGAAGAAGAAGGAAUCAUCCUCCAAGAAAGUGAACGAGAAAACCAAGAAAAAAGAAAAACCUUCCUCGGUGAAGAAAACCGCCGAAAAGAAGAAAAAAGAAUCCAAGCAACCGGUGAAAGCUAAGAAGUCUGCUCCGCCAGCUGCUUCCGCCAAACAGAAGCCUGUCAAGCCAUCGAAGUCGGCGGCGGUGAAAAAGCCAAAGACUCCGAAACCGAAAAAGAUCGAACCAAAGCUAGCUAAGCCGUUGAAGAAGACUGCUUCGAAAAAGUCUACAAAAUAG
Messenger RNA from Uranotaenia lowii, 732 nucleotides. RefSeq names its product histone H1-like. The record is from RefSeq and is a predicted model, not a curated record. Gene Ontology annotation, biological process: nucleosome assembly. Gene Ontology annotation, cellular component: nucleosome. The transcript has a single exon. NCBI's taxonomy places the organism in Eukaryota, Metazoa, Arthropoda, Insecta, Diptera, Culicidae. Gene Ontology annotation, molecular function: DNA binding; structural constituent of chromatin. Bases 1 to 732 code for a protein of 243 amino acids.